Molecule: messenger RNA, 1200 nt
Organism: Maudiozyma barnettii
Lineage: Eukaryota; Fungi; Ascomycota; Saccharomycetes; Saccharomycetales; Saccharomycetaceae
Gene: YLF2
Product: Ylf2p
Exons: 1
Coding region: 1-1200 (399 amino acids)
Cellular component (GO): cytoplasm
Molecular function (GO): ATP hydrolysis activity; ATP binding; GTP binding
Source: RefSeq, a predicted model, not a curated record
AUGUUACUCGGCAGACCAACUAAUAACCUUCGAGCAGGUAUUGUAGGUCUUGCAAACAUUGGGAAGUCUACUUUCUUUCAAGCCAUUACAGAUUCAAAAUUAGGGAAUCCUGCAAACUACCCCUUUGCCACAAUUAAACCAUCACAAGCACUAUUGAAAAUCCCUAAUCCUCAUCUAGAAAAACUAAAGGAUUUAUACCAAUCGAAGGAAAUACAACAUGAGACACUAACCGUUUGGGAUAUUGCUGGAUUAACAAGAGAUGCCUCUAGGGGGAAAGGUUUAGGUAACAAGUUUCUUAAUGAUAUAGGUUCUGUAGAUGGUAUAUUUCAUCUAGUAAGGGGAUUUCAGGAUGAUAACGUGACACACUUGGAAGGUGGUGUCGACCCUAUCAGAGAUAUGGAAAUUGUUCAGGACGAAUUAAUAUUAAAGGAUAUGGAUAAAUUAGAAAGUUCGUUAGAUCAUUUAGAGAGAUUAGGUAAAAACGCUAAGAACAUUAAAGAUAAAAUAAAUGAACAACGUGAGAAGGACUUAUUAACGGAAUUACAAAACCAUCUUUAUGAGGGGAAGAAAAUUAUUAAUUUUAAACAAGAUUGGACUCAAGAAGAAGUGGAUAUCCUCAAUAAAUACAAUUUCCUAACUGCAAAACCUUCAUUAAUUCUAUUAAAUUUGAGUGCAAAGAAUUAUAUCACUCAGAACAUUCCAUAUUUAAAACAAAUUCAAGAAUGGAGGGAUCAAUUUGCACCUCUAGAUAAAAUUGUUUCAUUCAGUGCAGAUUUCGAAACGCAAUUCAACAACCAUAAAAGUGAUCUCGACACUAUCAAGACUAAUUACCAAAACUCUUUAGGAAUAACAAAAGAUGAAAUUUUAAACUUGAAUAGUUCUUUACCUGAUAUUAUUACAAAGAUGAAAAAGGCCCUAGGGUUAAUCGGAUUUUAUACAUGUGGUCCAGAAAUGGUAAAACAAUGGAAUGUACGUGUUGGAUCAACUGCACAGGAGGCAGCAGGUGUCAUCCAUACAGAUUUACAAAAGACUUUUAUAAGUGCAAAUGUUAUUAAAUAUGAUGACAUCAAGGAUUACAAACCUCCAUUGAAUAUUUCUCAAUUGAAGGCUAAAGCUAUCAUAAAACGUGUAGGGAAGGAUUAUAUCAUGCAAGAUGAAGACAUUCCAUAUUUUGUAGCUGCUGGGGGUAAAACAAAAUGA